CUGCUGUCCCCAGGCCUGCGCAAUGCCCCGCGCUGCUGGGACGUGAUCCAGCCCCUGCUCUGCGCCGUCUACAUGCCCAAGUGUGAGGAUGGGCAGGUGGAGCUGCCCAGCCAAACCCUCUGCCAGGCCACCCGGGCCCCCUGCACCAUCGUGGAGCGCGAGCGGGGCUGGCCCGACUUCCUCAAGUGCACCACCGACCGCUUCCCCGAGGGAUGCCCGAACGAGGUGCAGAACAUUAAGUUCAACAGCUCGGGGCAGUGUGAGGCGCCGCUGGUGAGGACAGACAACCCCAAGAGCUGGUACGAGGACGUGGAGGGCUGUGGCAUCCAGUGCCAGAACCCGCUCUUCACCGAGAAGGAACACCGCGAGAUGCACGUCUACAUCGCCGCCUUCAGCUCCGUCACCAUCUUCUGCACCUUCUUCACCUUAGCCACCUUUGUUGCUGACUGGAGGAACUCCAACCGCUACCCUGCUGUCAUCCUCUUCUACGUCAACGCCUGCUUCUUCGUGGGCAGCAUCGGUUGGUUGGCGCAGUUCAUGGACGGCGCCCGCGACGAGAUCGUCUGCCGGGCUGACGGCACCAUGAGGCUGGGGGAGCCCACCUCCAAUGAGACGCUCUCCUGCGUCAUCAUCUUUGUCAUCGUCUACUACUCGCUGAUGUCAGGUGUCAUCUGGUUUGUCAUGCUGACCUAUGCCUGGCACACCUCCUUCAAGGCGCUGGGCACCACCUCCCAGCCACUGCUGGGCAAGACCUCCUACUUCCACCUCAUCACCUGGUCCAUCCCCUUUGUCCUCACUGUGGCCAUCUUGGCUGUGGCGCAGGUGGAUGGUGACUCUGUCAGUGGCAUCUGCUUCGUGGGCUACAAGAACUACCGCUACCGGGCCGGCUUCGUCCUGGCGCCCAUCGGGCUCGUCCUCAUCGUGGGGGGCUACUUCCUCAUCCGGGGUGGGUGCCAGCUCUUCUCCAUCAAGAGCAACCACCCUGGGCUUCUGAGUGAGAAGGCAGCCAGCAAGAUCAAUGAGACCAUGCUGCGCCUGGGCAUUUUUGGGUUCUUGGCCUUUGGCUUCGUCUUCAUCACUUUUGGCUGCCACUUCUAUGACUUCUUCAACCAGGCAGAGUGGGAACGCAGCUUCCGGGAAUAUGUCCUGUGUGAAGCCAACGUGACCAUCGCCACGCAGACCAACAAGCCCAUCCCAGACUGUGAGAUCAAGAACCGGCCCAGCCUCUUGGUGGAGAAGAUCAACCUCUUCGCCAUGUUCGGCACCGGCGUCUCCAUGAGCACCUGGGUCUGGACCAAGGCCACCCUGCUCAUCUGGAAGCGCACCUGGUGCAGGCUGACAGGGCAGAGCGACGACCAGCCCAAGAGGAUCAAGAAGAGCAAGAUGAUCGCCAAGGCUUUCUCCAAGCGCAAGGAGCUGCUGCGUGACCCCGCCCAGGAGUUGUCCUUCAGCAUGCACACCGUGUCACACGAUGGCCCCGUGGCUGGGUUAGCGUUUGACAUCAAUGAGCCGUCGGCUGACGUGUCCUCAGCCUGGGCCCAGCAUGUCACCAAGAUGGUGGCCAGGAGAGGAGCCAUCCUGCCCCAGGACAUCUCCGUCACACCCGUAGCAACACCUGUGCCACCAGAGGAGAGGGCCAACCUCUGGGUGGUGGAGGCCGACCUCUCCCCCGAGCUGCAGAAACGCAGCGGCCGCAAGAAGAAGCGGAGGAAGAAGAAGAAGAAAGAGGAGGAGGAGGAGGUGUCCCCAGGUCCUCAACCCUGCCUCGGGGGGUCCGCAGCCCCUCUGGCCUCCAGCACCGUCCCUCGCCUGCCCCGGCUGCCCCCCCAGCCUUGCCAGGUCACCUUCACCCCUGAGGUCCUCCCGGGUCUCCCACCUGAAGCCGCCUUCACCCGUGUUCCAUGGGAUGGGCACCGCAGAGCCAACAUCUUCCACCUCAUCAGCAACCCCUUCUGCCCCGAGAGCGGGUCCCUGGAGGAGGAGGAGAGCCCCGGCCCCAGCAGCGGGCAUUGGCAGCACAACGGGGGUCCCCUGCGGCCCCUGGGGCCCCUGCCCCAUGGUGGGGGGACAAGGACUCGGGGCCACCGGGCCACCUUGGCCCCCAUCCACUCUCGGACCAACCUCGUGGACGCCGAGCUGCUGGACGCUGAUUCGGACUUUUGA
Molecule: messenger RNA, 2163 nt
Organism: Chaetura pelagica (chimney swift)
Lineage: Eukaryota; Metazoa; Chordata; Aves; Apodiformes; Apodidae
Gene: SMO
Product: smoothened, frizzled class receptor
Biological process (GO): central nervous system development; positive regulation of smoothened signaling pathway; commissural neuron axon guidance
Cellular component (GO): dendrite; cilium; plasma membrane
Molecular function (GO): transmembrane signaling receptor activity; patched binding
Source: RefSeq, a predicted model, not a curated record